AUUGACAUUUUGUUCGCACGUGUCAUAUGACUAUCGAAACGGCGGCGAAUAACCUAAUCGCUUCAAACUUGCUGAAGCGUUGUUGUAUUUUGUAGAUUUUAAAAACGUUCAAAUGGAUAUAGAGGGUGGUACAUACGAACCAGGAUUCGUUGGAAUCCGAUUUUGUCAAGAAUGCAACAACAUGUUGUAUCCUAAAGAAGACAAGGAAAAUCGCAUUCUGCUCUAUGCAUGUAGGAACUGUGACUAUCAACAAGAAGCAGACAAUAGCUGCAUAUAUGUCAACAAGAUCACCCACGAGGUUGAUGAGCUGACACAAAUCAUUGCAGAUGUGUCUCAGGAUCCAACACUACCCCGGACAGAGGACCACCCUUGCCCAAAGUGUGGCCACAAGGAGGCAGUGUUUUUCCAGUCCCACAGUAUGAAGGCUGAGGAUGCCAUGAGAUUAUACUAUGUCUGCACAGCCCCUCACUGUGGACACCGCUGGACAGAGUGAGCAGGAAGAGGAAGAGACCUUAACGUAGGCAUCUGCAGGAUCUGACUUGUCCAACAAGCAACUGUCUCACUGCAAUUAACUGUGGCUUUAAUUUAAAAAAAGUUAUUUUUUUAGUUAGUUAUUUUUGGUUUAAAAUAGUCCGCUAAAUCACUUUUGUCCAGGAAUUAUGACUUUGUUAUUUAAUGUUAGACAGUGCUUUAAGGAAUAAAUAAGAUUUCUAUGGUCUACUUAAAGGUGCUGCUACAUGUGAUUCCAUAUGCAGGAAAAGAUUGGUGAAUUACAAAAACAUAAUGUUAUAACAAUAAUAUUAUUUUUCUUUUAAAAAAGAAAUAUGCUCUGUCACUCUAUCAAUCACCAGUGAUAAUCUUUGAAUUGUAACAUGGUUCCCUACACUAUAUAGUUCAUAAUUUCUCAUGUAAACAUCGAGCAAGAGAACUGUUUAGAUUUUGAGCAACCAGGAAAUAUAUGUAAUGCAUACUAUGACAUGUAGCACCUGUGGUAUUAACUUUGGAUGUUGUAGCGAAAUGCCUUAAUGCGUUAUUGAGAUGAGGUAUAAAUUCUAGUACUUUUUACAAACUUUCCUGAAUAAAACUUUUUUUAUAAUA
Esox lucius (northern pike) is the source of this 1098-nucleotide messenger RNA. RefSeq names its product polymerase (RNA) II (DNA directed) polypeptide I (gene polr2i). Gene Ontology annotation, biological process: transcription-coupled nucleotide-excision repair; transcription initiation at RNA polymerase II promoter; DNA-templated transcription. Gene Ontology annotation, cellular component: RNA polymerase II, core complex. The coding region runs from base 113 to 493 and encodes 126 amino acids. Lineage: Eukaryota; Metazoa; Chordata; Actinopteri; Esociformes; Esocidae. The record is from RefSeq and is a predicted model, not a curated record. The transcript has 6 exons. Gene Ontology annotation, molecular function: DNA-directed RNA polymerase activity; nucleic acid binding; zinc ion binding.